Messenger RNA from Schistosoma rodhaini, 1805 nucleotides. The record is from the annotation of a GenBank genome assembly. Lineage: Eukaryota; Metazoa; Platyhelminthes; Trematoda; Strigeidida; Schistosomatidae.
AUUUUGGGGAAUUAUUUACAGCUGCAGAGUGAUCUAAUACUGAUUUUGCGUAUCCUGAACGAUGACCUUGGUACUAAUAUAUUUUAUCUUUUCCUUCCGUCUAGGACUGAUCAUUUGAGAGGACAUUCGAAAAAAGUCCGUAAACCAAGAUCAAAUUGUCUACGUUUGGAGUUUUGUUUCUCGCACCGAGAAGUGAGUUACUGGGAUUCUCUACAGGAACAAGCAAUAUCAGCACCUUAAUUUGAUAUAAUCAAAACGAAAUUAAACUUAAAUAGUGUUACAAACUUCGAGGAUUGAUAUAGGUUGUUAGACCUCUCAUCCUUAUUAAUGAAGACUGAAGACUGAAGACUACCCCUUUUUAAAUUGCCCGCUACUCUGAGUAUUAGCUUAUAUAGUAUGCAGACUCUCCUUUGUUUAUUUUGUGCCUUGUUUCUCAUACUUGGUGACAUACAUGGGGACGAGCUUCCUAAAGGAGUUCCGAUAUCAAGAUCUUCGUUCUAUAAAGUUGGGCAGUCGUUUACUUGCUUAGAUGGCUCUUCAGCUAUUUCAUGGUGGCAAGUCAACGACGAUUACUGUGAUUGUCGCGAUGGAUCAGAUGAACCCGGCACAUCUGCGUGUCUUAAUGGCCGUUUCUUCUGUCGCGAUAUGCAGUACAGACCUGUGUAUCUUCCUUCUGCUUAUGUCAACGAUUCUAUUUGUGAUUGUUGUGAUGGUGGUGAUGAAUACGGAAGUUCUACCAAUUGUCCGUCAACUUGUGGCUCUCUGGCUGCAUCCCUGCGUGAAGCACAAUCCAUUAAACGAAAUCAAAUUGAAAAAGGACAUAAAAUUUUUCAAGAAUACGUCCAAAAUUUAAAAGAACGUAAAGCGAAAGGACUUUUUAAUGAAGAAAAACAGUAUGAUGAAACAAUGAAACUGGCGGAAUAUGAUGUCAAUAGUGUUAGUAGUAAUAAUGAUAAUGAUAAUAAUAAUAAUAAUGAAGGAAGUAUUCAAACAAAUGAAGAAAAUGUUGAUUCUCAUUUAUCAGUUGGUGAAGAAAAACAAACACUAAAUGAACCACCAUCAUCAUCAUCAAUGGAUUCGAAUCAACAGUCGUUUACACAUGAUAAUGAUAAUACACUUAAUGAACAUGAAGAAUCUUCACUAAGUGACAUGGCGUCUCAUGAGGAAAAAACAAAUGAAUAUGAUAGGAAUAAUGUUGAUAAUGAAGACAAUCAUAUGAAGUAUGACGAAUCAAAUGGUGGUGUUACUGAUAAACAACUCGAUGAUGAAUUACAUCAUGAAAUUCCAGAAACCCCAUCACUUGAUGAAAAACCUGUUAUUAAAGAUAUACCGACGCCUAUUCCUAUCGACUAUGGGCCAGAAGAAGGUUUUCGUAUGCUUACUGAAUUACCAGAUGGUUGUUUAGAGUUGAACGAUCGAGAAUAUACAUACAGCCUUUGUCCUUUUAAAUCAGUUCAUCAAAAAUCAAUUGGUUCAUCGAAUUCUGAUCCAGGAACAUGUAUAGGUCGGUGGGGUCGUUGGUUAGAAUCUGAUGAGUAUGAAAAGUCUUAUAAAGUUAUGUAUUACGAAAAUGGUCAACAGUGUUGGAAUGGACCAACAAGAACUACCAAGGUUUUUGUCCAUUGUGGUGACUCAAAUCAUCUGACUUCAGUGAGUGAACCAUCUCGUUGUGAAUAUGUUAUGCAGUUGAUCACACCUGCUGCAUGCAGUGAAGAUCCUGAUGAAUUAUUUAGGAAAUUACAUCCUGAAUUGUAAAUUUAUUUAUGUUUGUGUGUGUGUGUAAUAAAUUUUUUUAUUCCAGAUUU